This is a messenger RNA of Miniopterus natalensis, 3477 nucleotides long. The record is from RefSeq and is a predicted model, not a curated record. NCBI's taxonomy places the organism in Eukaryota, Metazoa, Chordata, Mammalia, Chiroptera, Miniopteridae.
AUGAAAAACUCUACAUAUUGUAUGAAGGUGUCAAUGUCCUUGACUGUUGCAGAGAAUGAAUCAGGCCUGUGCUACAAUAGCAGGAUCCGCUAUUUAGAAAAAUCUGAAGUCACUAAAAGAAAAGAGAUCUCCUGUCCAGACAUGGAUGACUUUAAAAAAUCUGAUCAGGAGCCUGAUGUUGUGUGGUACAAGGAAUGCAAGCCAAAAAUGUGGAGAAGUAUAAUAAUACAGAAAGGAAAUGCUCUUCUGAUCCAGGAAGUUCAAGAAGAGGAUGGAGGAAAUUACACUUGUGAACUUAAGUAUGAAGGAAAACUUGUAAGACGAACAACCGAAUUGAAAGUUACAGCUUUACUCACAGACAAGCCUCCCAAGCCAUUGUUCCCCAUGGAGAAUCAGCCAAGUGUUAUAGAUGUCCAGCUGGGUAAACCUCUGAACAUUCCUUGCAAAGCAUUCUUUGGAUUUAGUGGAGAGUCUGGACCAAUGAUCUACUGGAUGAAAGGGGAGAAAUUUAUUGAAGAACUGGCUGGUCACAUUAGAGAAGGUGAAAUAAGGCUACUCAAAGAGCAUCUUGGAGAAAAAGAAGUUGAGUUGGCACUCAUCUUUGAUUCAGUGGUGGAGGCUGACCUGGCAAAUUAUACCUGCCAUGUGGAAAACCGAAAUGGACGGAAACAUGCUAGUGUUCUGCUGCGUAAAAAGGAUUUAAUCUAUAAAAUUGAGCUUGCAGGAGGCGUGGGAGCAAUCAUCCUCCUCCUUGUGCUACUCGUGGUCAUCUACAAAUGCUACAACAUUGAACUGAUGCUCUUCUACAGACAGCAUUUUGGAGAUGACGAAACUACUGAUGACAACAAGGAAUAUGAUGCCUAUCUCUCUUACACAAAAGUGGACCAAGAUACUUUAGACUGUGACAAUCCUGAAGAAGAGCAGUUUGCUCUUGAAAUACUGCCAGAUGUCCUAGAAAAACACUAUGGAUAUAAACUCUUCAUCCCAGAAAGAGACCUGAUUCCAAGUGGAACAUAUAUUGAAGAUCUCACAAGAUGUGUUGAGCAAAGCAGAAGACUUAUUAUCGUGCUAACACCAGACUAUAUUCUCAGACGAGGAUGGAGUAUUUUCGAGUUGGAAAACAGACUCCAUAACAUGCUAGUCAGUGGAGAAAUAAAAGUGAUUUUGAUUGAGUGUACAGAAUUAAAAGGGAAGGUGAAUUGCCAGGAAGUGGAAUCACUAAAGCACAGCAUCAAACUUCUGUCACUGAUCAAGUGGAAGGGACCCAAAAGCAGUAAAUUAAAUUCUAAGUUUUGGAAGCACUUAGUAUAUGAAAUGCCCAUCAAGAAAAAAGAAGUGCUUUCUCAGUGCCAUAUUCUGGACUCUGCAGAACAAGGACUUUUUGGAGAACUCCAACCUAUACCCUCUAUUGCCAUGACCAGUACCUCAGCCUCUCUGGUAUCAUCUCAAGCUGAUCUCCCUGAUUUCCACCAUUCAGAUCCGAUGCAAAUGAGGCACUGUUGCAGAGGUUAUAAACACGAGAUGCCAACCACCACCUUGCCCGUACCUUCCUUAGGUAACCACCACACUUAUUGUAAUCUGCCUCUGACUCUACACAAUGGACAGCUACCCCUUAAUAAUUCCCUGAAAGAUACCCAGGAAAUUCAUAGAAACAGUUCCCUGCUACAUUUAUCAUCCAAAGAGCUUAGUUUCACCAGUGAUAUUUGGUAGUGAAAAGUCUGACAUACUCAGAAAAGCCAUGUGAGCAUUGAGAGUUUCUGCUAUAUUAAGCAUAAAGUACACCUAACAACAUCUAGGUGCUGAAAAAGUGUUUGAAGAAAAAGGCACAGAAAUCGCUUUUGUACUUUAUUUUUGUUGUUGUUUAUGUUUCGAGAAUACUGGGGGAAGAAAGACCUGAUUUUGUAGUGUAGUAUGCUAUCCCAAUGUACAAUUUUAAUUUCUCCCUGAAAAAAUUAAUCAUAUUGUUUUAGAGUAGGUUUUUGAAACCACUUGAACUACAAGCUUAGUAGAUGAGCUACCUUCAACAUAUUUAUGAAUAUUUCAGUAUCUACAUGGUAUUUGAAACAGGGAAAAUUUAAAGACUUUUACUGAAUUUGAAAAUUCUGAACUACCUUUAAGGGGAAAGGAGAACUUCUAUAGAGUAACUGAAAAAUCAGGAAUUAUCAAGAAAGAAGUGUUGAGGCACCCAAAUUGGAAGAUUGCUUGUGAAAAAUGUGAUGGAAGCAAUUAGAACUUCUUCAACAUAAUGGACAAUUUCUGUAGACUAAAUCAAUAGCUCAUAAUGAUAGCUUUUAGUUUUAUUAGGCAAGCACAUAUUCUGUAGGCAAACUGGUAGGUAGGUAAACAACAUGCAUUUCUUAAGCAACUGAAUAGACAGGCUGUUAGUUCUUUUAGAAUGAUUUUGAAAAAUCCUUAUGGCUUUCUAGCCUAUUUUAAAAGUUUUACAAAUUUGAAAACACAUUUUAAGGUGUGCAUUUCAUUGUUUGCUAAAAAAUUCACAUUUGGAUUUUCCCCAAAUAAUCUCUCAACCUUCUAUAGGCUUUAUAAGAAGAUGUGAGAAUCUUCCUACUUUUCCAGCAUCGUUGGAGUUUGAAUUUAAAUAAAUAUUGACUGCACAUGUCAGCAGUACAAAAGAAAUAAAACAACAAUAAUCACAGAUGAAGUGCUAAAUAAUUCAAGUUUACUAGUGGUAGAGCAGCAAUUGCAGUGAUUCUUAUCUGAAAUGUAGUUGUGAAAGAGACUAUUCUGUACAUACACAAUAUCUGCUUGGCCAUGUGUGCAAGGCUUCUGUAGAAGUAUCUCUAUUCCUGGUGCUUCAAAGAGUAUAUUUUGUAGAUAAUCUUCUCCAUCCUCACGUUGUGACUGUGACUGUACUCUAGCAGAAAAUCCCUGUGAGUAAUCUAAAAUAUUAUGAAUUUGCUGUAAGGAAUGUUCCCCUAUUUUCAUAUUUAUUGUGGAUUACUACUUUAUAUUCUUUCCAAUUAAUCCAUUUUGGUGUGUUCUUCACCAAGAUGCCCAUGAGGGUCAAUUGUUAAUCAAGGUUGAUUCUAGCAUUUUGCAAAUAUUUCUUAAAUCAUGUUUUAUAAAAAUAUAAGCAAGGACAAAUGUACACAGUGUGUAAAAAUUAAUUUGCCCAGCCAUUGUAAUUGUGAAACUCAAAUGUAUAAAAGAACAUUAGAUAAUGUUUUGAUUAUUUUUUUCAACCUCUUUACAUUAUUGACUCCCUGUGGUCCAUGGGUUUUGUUCAAAGUAUUUGCUUCUCUGUUGCUUUACUAUAUCAAGCUGUUCAAGAAAUACAUUAUGCACCAAAGGUAUGUGAAAUCUUAACAGUGAUACAUGUUCAUUUCACAGUGAGACAAUUAGUUAUUCCUUUGAAAAGUCCUAUUCAACACAUACAGGUGUUUCAUAGAUGUAUUUUUUUCUACUGAGAAAGGUGAUUUUGCUUCUGUAAAAACUAUAGGUUUUUCAAAAUAGGAA